Molecule: messenger RNA, 3918 nt
Organism: Ylistrum balloti
Lineage: Eukaryota; Metazoa; Mollusca; Bivalvia; Pectinida; Pectinidae
Exons: 9
Coding region: 192-2348 (718 amino acids)
Biological process (GO): protein phosphorylation
Cellular component (GO): cytoplasm
Molecular function (GO): protein serine/threonine kinase activity; ATP binding
Source: RefSeq, a predicted model, not a curated record
CUUUGUGUUGGAGAUUACUAUUUGGGCAGUCUCGAAUCUGUGUCUACGCACCAAAAACUAGCUUUACAGGAAGUGAAAUUUUCAUAGUGUUCACAUGUGGUCAUGUUAUGAAGAAUUUCCGAGUUGGAAUUUGCUGAAAUAUCAUUAAACACUGAAAACACGGACAACUGCCACUAGUUACUUGACUUGUGAUGACAAAUCUCGAAAUCAUGGAGCCUCAGAUUUCUUUUAAGGAAUCCAGCAGUAGUGAUUUGUUAUCGUCUGGUGUAAAGAUGGAACCAAGACCACAUAGUGCUCCUUCAAGGAAAAUUCUCCCGCCAGAAGAAAACCAUUCUGAAAUAGGACGAUCAAGUUCUAGCCCAGUGACUAGGCUGAACAUUCAAAGAUCUGGACCAAUAACUGGACUUGAAGCUGAUGUCGGAAUGCUAAGCACUGGAUCAGAGAAUGAAAAUGACCAGAUGCAUAUAGGAAAUGUAAAUGUAGUAAAACAUGAUUCCCGUCAUCAAAAAGUACUUCUUCCUAAACAUGAUGAGGAAAAGUCAGACUCUCUGAUAAAGAAGAAAGUAAGCAACAAAGUGUUUGAUACAGGGAAAAACUAUGGACAUUCAGUUGGUGGUUUCUCACCUGGUGAUAUAGAGACAAUGUCUGACAUUGAUCUGAUGAAGGAAAGUUGUCUUCAAUUGCCACCCCUACCCUUUGAAAUUAUAAACAAAGAUGACAGACAACUGGAAGAUGAAGAAGGGAUGGAGGUGGAAGAGGAAAUGAAUGUUGAUCAUGUGGAAGAGAUUGAAAAUAUGGAGGAAAGUGUCCUGAAAGGAACUGUGCCUGUAACAAAAUUCAGACCAGGUCGUAUUGUAUAUGGAACCAAAGAAGCCUUGGUUGACAUGGUGCAAGAGAUGGUGGCCCUUCCUGAAGAGGAAAGUGGAAUCUUUGUCAAAGAGUGCCUGUUGUUUUUGAGCUCUGGUGAAGGAACACAAGUUAUUAGAAAGAAAGUAUUGGGACGAGGUUCCUUUGGAAAAGUGAACUUGUAUGUCCAUGAUGAGACAUACUUUGUUAUCAAGCAGAUUACUAAGGAUUUCCAGAGGAAUGAAGUUCUGCUGACAGCCAAGUUGAAUAGUCCCUACUUGGUGGAGUGUCAUGGAUUGGUAGUCCGAAACAAGAUUCCAGAAAUCAUCAUGGAGUAUGGAGGUCAGUCCAUGCUACAGAUGGCAAGACUGAGAAAAUUCCAGGACCGUGAUGUUUGGGAUAUCACAUACCAGGGAUUGUGUGCCUUAGAAUAUCUGGAGGAGCAUCAGAUUUGUCAUCAUGACCUCAAACCGGAAAAUCUACUAUUGAUGGUGGAUAAUGGCCAAUACUUGUUGAAGAUUACUGACUUUGGUGCAGCAAAAUUGAUAGAUGAGAAAAAUGACAUGAUUGGUUGGACUGUGGAGUAUCUGAGUCCAGAACGGGCUUGGGUUGUUCUACUGUCUAAGUGUCCUCAGCAACUUAAACCAACUGGACAGGAAGACCAGGACAUUACAGGAAAAUCUGAUAUAUAUUCCCUGGCAUUGUCAUUGAUGUAUCCUUAUGACAGAUCCCAUGUGCUCAUGAAGCACAUCACAAAUGGAGACAACAUCUACCGUGAUGAUGACAAGCAGCAGGAGUUACAACUCAAUUUGUUGGUCAUGCUGUGUUCUGACUUAAAUCUUGCCUUGAAUCAGAUGCCCAAAUCUGUUAGUACUGACAUGAGGUUUGUUCUGAACAAAAUGCUGCAGGGAGAUGUCAGCAACCGAUGUAAUGCUGCUGAGGCAAAAAACUGGAUGAAUUUUUUGUCCAAUUUGGCAAUUCAACAAAGAGACAAGGGUGUUAGAAUUCAAGAUUCUAGUACACCAUUAGACAUUGAUGCAACCACAACAAAGCCAGUUAAUCAAAAUAAAAAAUUCACAGCAACGAGGAAGUCAGCAGCAAAUGCAAAGAAAUCAUUAUCGCCAGCAGUAGGUACAUCACAACUACAGAGUGGCGAGGAAGUAGGCUGGGUCAGAGACUGUAAAACUGCAACAAGUGAAACCAUGGCUAACCUGCCCUCAGGAUUGAAGACCAGGAUGGUCAAGAGGAAGUUACAAAAUAAAGUAAAACAGGCAACAGAUAAAAAAAUAAAGACAAAUCACAACGGAGAGAAACAGGAUAAUGAAAGCUGUGAUACCAGUGGUGUUCCAGUUCCUCACACGAUUUCGACGGUCCAAGGAUCUGAUGUCAUCGUGAUAGAUGGCGAUUCUGAGGAGGAUCAAGAGCAAGAAAGUCAGCAAAAUGAGGCACCAGAGGUAGAGCCUGGUAAUGGAAACAUCCCUAACUUGGAUAUGAUAAUUUAAUGUGAUAGCUUGCUUGUUCUGUAUACAUGCAUAAUGAUAGACUCUGUCUUCUUGAUGUUGUAAAACCAAUGCCUGUAAAGUAAAACACGGAUAAGUGGAAGUGGAUGGGACCAUAUGAAAUAUUGUAAUUAUCUGAUGGUUUGACAUAACUGUUUUAUAAAUUGAGACAUUUUUCAUCGAAGAUUGACCCUGUUUUUAUCCGUUGUUUACUGGAUACUUGUCUCAUAGCAUGGCAUGGCAGUAAUGAAUAAUAAAUGAAGAAAAUAUAUUUUGUAAUUUUAUACAUUAAUAAUAUCCAGUAACAAACAGUAUGAAUGUAAAAACAAAACAUAAUGUGAAACACUUGUCAAUGAAUUGCAGCAGAGGCCUGUAUACCCACCCACUCUCAUACACAUAAUUUAGUGAACCGAUACCUUAAGUGAUAUACAAAUAUUGUACUUGCAUUUACAUCUUUAAGUAACAAGUCCCAUCAACAAUAUUUUAAAAUAAAACUCAAGAAAUACAUACUCAUGAACAUUUUACAUUGAUAUAAUGUUGAGAGCACUGGGGUGCGUUACAAAAAGGUGGAGGCGGCAGCACUGAAGCAAAACUUUACAAGUACAGCACCAUAACAGCGUAACUGUCAUAAAAUAAACUCACUUUGUACAUGUAUAUCAGUAUAUAUAUCUAAAAUCAUAAAGAAAUAUGUCAAUGACAAACUAGUAUUUUUAUCAGUCUGCUUGGUAGUUAUUGCUUGUUUUUUCCUUUUGGUUGAUCGAAAAUUACAAUAGGGCACCUUAACAUAGGUAUUGCUGUCUGAUCACACUCAGUCAUUUGGACUAAAGUCGGAAAAUUCUCACCUGAGCCGAGGUGACGCCUGAAUGUUCAACACAAAAAUGGGAAUAUAGGUAGAAUUUUGAAGGGUGGACCUCAAAAUAUAUAUGACACAGAUGCAGUACAGGACUCAACAGUGUUUGAAUCAUUCAUGUUUAAUUUACUAAGAUAAAAAAUAUGGGGACCAAACAAAAACAUUUGACUUAUUUGAUUAUGUACAAUACUUUGCUUGAUGUUUAAUAGGAAAAUUGAAAAUUGAUUAAGUAUUUAUCAUUUACAGUCUUAACACAUAUUUCUUUUAUUUCACCCAGGAAGUGCUCUUUGUAUUUAUCAUGUGUUACAAGGUGUUUUAAGUUUUAAUUCUGUGAAUAGUUAAUUUUUUUCUCAUCUUUGUAUUAAAUUUAUGACAAAUAAUGGUAAAUAAGUUGAGCAUACGGUGAGGAAAACAGCUUCAAAAAUUUUGCUGUUGUAUAUGUUAGACUGUCUGUUAUUGAAGGAUCAGUGUGGGAUCUCAAAACAAGAACUUUAAACUGUACUUGGAACUUGUAUACCAUCUCAACCAUUCUAGACAAUUCAAAGUUCUGGUAGAAGUGAUGUUUACAAGGAAUUAAAUGUUUAGAGGAAGAGUUGUAGAUCAUGCUAAUGCAGCAAAAAAUUUCUUUUCAUGCAAUUUAUGAUAUAUAUUUAUAUACAUAUAUGUAUUUCAGUCCUUACAUCGACAUUCCAAUGCUUCUAUUGAUGUUUAGAAAUAAAAGGA